CUGUCAGUGCGGCGGGGAUCGCAGGCAACAGCAGCAGUCAUGUAAGAUGAGAGAUCCUGAGCCUCGUCACCAGGCGUGCGGCGUGAUCUGCAGCCAAUCAGAGAGGAGAAACUCGCCGCGGCUCAACCAAUCACCAUUCCUUCUAUCCCGAAGCGGCUGCGGCUCAACCAAUCGGCGCCCAUUCUACCGGCAGCAGCAGCUGGCGACGCGCUGUUAUGUAGCGAGAGCUCCUGUGUGUGUCUCCCUGAGCUGCUCCCUCACAGCCGGCAUCUGCCACCGGAGGACCCCGAGCUUCCCCGGUCAUGGAAACCUUCUGCAGCUCUGACGGCAGCGAGCGUCUCUGGGAUGCAAAUCUCACCUGGUACACAGAAAACCCAGAUUUCACCAAGUGCUUCCAGAAUACAGUCCUGGUAUGGAUUCCAUGCAUCUACCUCUGGCUCUGCUUCCCUUUCUAUAUUUUAUACCUCCAGCGCAAUGACCAGGGAUACAUACGAAUGUCACAUCUCAACAAGGCCAAAACUGCUAUAGGAUUCAUCUUAUGGCUGGUCUGCUGGGCAGAUCUCUUCUACUCCUUCUAUGAAAGGAGUCAAAGUAUUUAUCGUGCUCCAGUUUUUGUUGUGAGCCCCACUGUACUUGGUAUAACUAUGCUGCUAGCUACUUUUUUAAUUCAGUACGAGCGAAUAAAAGGAGUACAGUCUUCAGGUGUACUGUUGAAUUUCUGGAUCAUUGCUCUGCUCUGUGCCAUAAUAAUCUUCAGGUCCAAAGUUCUCCAUGCCUUAAAACCCGGUGCCAGUAUAGAUGUGUUCCGGGAUGUCACAUUCUACACAUACUUUCUGCUGGUGAUGGUGGAGCUAAUAUUGGCUGCCUUCCCUGACCAGCCUCCUCUCUUCUCCGAAAGAGUCAACAACCCCAAUCCUUGUCCAGAAUCAAGUGCUUCUUUUCUCUCUAAAAUAACGUUCUGGUGGAUUAGUAGGUUAAUGAUUCAGGGAUACAAGCGGCCUCUGGAAACGAAGGAUCUAUGGUCACUGAACAAAGAAGACACCUCUUCAGAAGUAGUGCCCAUGUUAUCAUUAAAUUGGGAGAAAGAAUACGCAAAGGCUAAAAAACAGCCCUUAAAAAUGGUGUAUUCUCCUAAAAAGCCGGCCAAACAGGAGACAGAAGAUGAACCCGGAGAGGAGGCUGAGGCCCUUAUUGUGAAGACACUCACAAAAGACUUGGAACCAUCAUUAUUCAAAGCUUUAUACAAAACUUUUGGUCCUUACUUUUUCAUGAGCAGUUUCUUCAAAUUCACUCAUGAUGUUUUGAUGUUUUCUGGACCAGAAAUAUUAAAGUUGCUUAUUAAGUUUGUAGGUGAUAAGGAUGCUCCAAACUGGCAUGGAUAUCUGUAUACUGCGCUGCUCUUCCUCUGCGCGUGUCUGCAAACACUCAUCUUGCACAAGUACUUUCACAUCUGCUUUGUUACUGGCAUGAGACUGAAAACUGCCAUCAUUGGUUUGGUCUAUAGAAAGUCUCUGGUGAUCAGUAAUGCUGCACGUCGCACCUCCACCAUUGGGGAAAUUGUAAACCUGAUGUCUGUAGAUGCACAAAGAUUCAUGGACUUGGCAACCUAUAUAAACAUGGUUUGGUCUGCGCCACUUCAGGUUAUAUUGGCUCUGUAUCUGUUGUGGCAGAACCUUGGUCCCUCUGUUUUAGCAGGGGUUGCUGUCAUGAUACUUCUGGUGCCUGUGAAUGCCGUGAUUGCAAUGAAGACAAAGAAAUAUCAGGUUGUCCAGAUGAAGUGCAAAGACAACAGGAUUAAACUAAUGAAUGAAAUAUUAAAUGGGAUGAAAGUGCUCAAGCUGUAUGCUUGGGAACUAGCCUUUAAGGAGAAAGUGUUGGGAAUCCGACAGGAUGAGCUGAAAGUACUGAAGAAGUCUGCCUACCUGUCCGCCGUAGGGACGUUCACCUGGGUCUGUGCACCUUUUCUGGUUGCUCUGUGCACUUUUGCUGUUUAUGUUCUAAUUGAUAAAAACAAUGUUUUAGAUGCAGAAAAAGCAUUUGUUUCCCUGGCAUUAUUUAAUAUCCUCCGAUUCCCAUUAAGCAUGCUACCUAUGGUCAUCAGCAGCAUGGUCCAGACAAGUGUGUCAUUGAAGCGCCUCAGAGUGUUUUUAUCAAACGAGGAACUUGAACCAGACAGCAUUAUUAGAGAGCCACAGAGAAGCGCCCAAGGUGGUAUUAACAUGAGCAAUGCCACUUUCUCCUGGUCAAGGACUGAUCCUCCCUUUUUGAAAGAGAUUAACCUUACUAUCCCCAAUGGCUCCUUGGUCGCAGUGGUUGGCCAAGUAGGCUGUGGAAAGUCUUCCUUGCUGUCAGCACUGUUGGGAGAAAUGGAAAAGAAAGACGGCUACAUAGUGGUGAAGGGUGGCAUAGCAUAUGUUCCUCAGCAAGCUUGGAUCCAGAAUGCCUCUCUUAAAGACAACGUCCUGUUUGGCAGAGAGCGGAAGGAUCCCCUGUACAAGAGAGUUCUGGAGGCCUGCGCGCUGCUUCCCGAUUUGGAGAUCUUGCCAUCUGGAGACAGAACCGAAAUUGGAGAAAAGGGUGUGAAUUUAUCUGGAGGUCAGAAGCAGAGAGUGAGCCUUGCUCGGGCUGUCUAUUGUAAUGCUGACAUCUAUUUGCUUGAUGACCCUUUGUCUGCUGUGGAUGCUCAUGUUGGAAAACACAUCUUUGACAAGGUCAUUGGGCCAAAGGGACUGCUUAAAGAUAAAACCCGUAUACUGGUAACUCAUGGAGUGAGUUACUUGCCACAAAUGGACUCCAUUAUUGUCAUGGUGGAUGGGAAAAUCACUGAAGUCGGUUCCUACCAGGAACUCCUAAAGCAGGAUGGUGCAUUUGCAGAAUUCCUACGAACGUAUGCCAACGCAGAGCAGAACAAUGGCCAAGUCCACACCGAAGUAGAAGAGGAAGAAGAUGUACCACAUCCAUCUGAGGAGAAACAUAUGGAAAAUGGAGUCCUGGUGAAUGAAAACAAAGAUCGAUUUCUACGUCGGCAGCUGAGUGCAUCCUCGGAGACACCGUCUGCACACAAGAGUAGCACUGCCGACCUCCAGAAAUCCGGGGCAGGGAACGACUGGAAGCUGACGGAAGCAGAUAAGGCCAAAACUGGCAGUGUUAAAUUGGCAGUGUUUUGGGAAUAUAUGAAAGCUACUGGACUCAUCCUCUCUUUUCUGAGUGUCAUCCUAUUUCUGUGCAAUCACGUGGCUUCCUUGUCCUCCAACUAUUGGCUCAGCCUGUGGACCGAUGAUGAAGUGGUCAAUGGCACACAGCAGAAUACAAAAUUGAGACUUGGUGUUUAUGGAGCUUUGGGGAUGUCACAAGGCAUUGCGGUCUUUGGUUAUUCCACUACUGUAUCUCUAGGGGGCAUCCUUGCUUCCCGUUACCUCCACAUGGAUUUACUUCAUAACGUCCUCCGAUUUCCCAUGAGUUUUUUCGAGCGGACACCCAGCGGAAACCUUGUGAAUCGUUUUUCAAAGGAGAUUGACACCAUCGAUUCUAUGAUUCCACAGAUCACGAAGAUGUUUAUGGGGUCACUAUUUAAUGUCAUUGGAGCAUGUAUCAUCAUUCUGAUAGCAACACCAAUUGUGGCUGUAAUUAUUCUUCCACUUGGCCUGCUUUACUUCUUUGUACAGAGAUUCUAUGUAGCAACCUCCCGACAACUGAAAAGGUUGGAGUCAGUCAGCCGAUCUCCGGUAUAUUCCCACUUCAAUGAGACCUUACUAGGGGCUAGUGUUAUUCGGGCAUUUGGGGAGCAGACCCAAUUCAUCCAGAUUAAUGACUUCCGAGUUGAUGAAAAUCAGAGAGCCUACUACCCCAGCAUUGUCUCUAACAGGUGGUUGGCCAUCAGAUUGGAGUUUGUUGGGAACUGUAUAGUCCUAUUUGCCGCACUGUUUGCAGUGAUUUCCAGGUAUACGCUCAGUCCGGGAUUGGUUGGACUCUCAGUUUCCUAUGCUUUACAGGUGACAACAUACCUGAACUGGCUGGUAAGGAUGUCUUCUGAACUGGAGACCAAUAUUGUGGCAGUGGAGCGAGUAAAGGAAUACUCAGAUCUGGAGCAGGAGGCUCCCUGGACUAUUGAGCAGACGGCACCAGAAAGCAACUGGCCACACGAAGGGAAAAUUGAGUUUCAAAAUUUCUGCUUGCGCUACCGUGAGGAUUUAGACAUGGCUUUGAAAAACAUUAAUGUUACUGUACAAGGCGGUGAAAAGAUUGGUAUUGUUGGCAGAACAGGAGCUGGAAAGUCGUCUCUUACCCUUGGACUAUUUCGUAUAAAUGAGGCUGCUGCAGGAGAAAUAAUCAUUGAUGGCCACAACAUAGCAAAAAUUGGUCUGCACGACCUCCGAUUUAAAAUUACUAUUAUUCCACAGGACCCAGUCUUGUUUUCUGGAUCACUUAGAAUGAACCUUGACCCUUUUGAAAAAUACACCGAUGAAGACAUAUGGACGGCUUUGGAGCUUGCUCAUCUUAAAAACUUUGUUUCGGGUCUUCCUGAUAAGCUCAACCAUGAGUGUGCUGAGGGUGGGGAAAAUCUCAGCAUUGGUCAACGUCAGCUGGUUUGCCUGGCAAGAGCCCUUCUGCGUAAAACAAAGAUACUGGUGCUAGAUGAAGCUACAGCAGCUGUUGAUCUAGAGACCGAUGGUCUCAUUCAGUCGACCAUCAGAAAAGAAUUUGAAGAUUGUACUGUAAUAACGAUCGCUCACCGACUCAAUACGAUCAUGGAUUACACAAGGGUGAUGGUUCUGGAUAAAGGACAAAUUGUGGAGUUUGAUUCUCCCAGUAGCCUCCUUCAGAAGAAAGGCGUUUUCUACAGCAUGGCCAAAGAUUCUGGAUUAGUGUGAUUGCGUGUUGUAUUAUACUGUUGCGUUUCUUUCUUAAAGGAUCACUCCUGAAAAGAUUGCCUAUUGACUAGGUGUUAUGCUGGACUGUUAAUGAACUACUGUUUCCACCGGACAUAUGCAAAGAUGACUGACGCGGAAUGCAUUUUCUAUUCUUUCUAAUUUAUAUUUUUCUUCUCUUUGACUGGAAUUUUCUCUUCCAAUAGUCCAUUAGUAAUGAAAACCCCAGAUACUCCAUAAACGCCUAGUUUGGGGGCUAUACAUUUUGCAAGUUGAGUCAUGGCAUGCAGUAGUAGGGGUAGGGGCUCAUUCUGGCUUGAAUUGUUAAGUUAAAAAAAAAAAGUGAGAUGUGUUUGAUUGUGUCAACUAUUUUUGUGGCUGGAAUGUAGCUUCAUUAGCUAAGCCUCUUCCUAGCCAAUCUGGCCAUACAAUCCAUUCCAAACUGGAUACGUUUUGUUUUAUGUAGAGACUGAAGGCGUAAAUAAUGGGAAAUCUCAUGAUCUAAGGCUUUUUGGGUGAAAUUUAGGAAGCAUUCUUUAUGCUUUAGAAUAUUUUUAACAUGUAAAGGGAUGACCAUAUAAAUAGUCUGUUUUGUAUUGUCAUUGUAUAUCUGUACAAAAACUGCGGUUCGGUAUGAAGUUUUUAGUAUCCUAAUGUUUUUGGUGGAAUUAUAGAAGAGAAAAUAGACUUGUUUUCUCCAAACCUGAUCGCUCCAAAACAUUUCUUUGUUGGUAGGCCAGGCCGUAAAAGUGAAUGCUCUUAGACUUCACACACAGACAAAUGCACAUCUGCGAGAUCUGUUAAUGCAAACGACAAACCUUUGCACACUUGUGGUGGUAGCAUGAUACACUUGUUGAAUUUCCAGUGUCUCAUGCAGUUAUUUCUUGGGCAUUACAUUUAUUCCAUUCGAAUUCUGCAGUGCCGUACACCCAAAGUCUCAGGAAAAUACAUUUUUGCUAAAAAGAAUACUGUGUACAACUUAGUUUUCACCUUUAUUUAUUUACCACAUAACUAUAAAAUCUGUAUAUUCUGAAGGUAGCAAAUAAUAUUUUUGUUGAUAUCUGGAAGAAUCGCUAGGAUUUUCUACUUGGAAUUCUAAAAGGUCAAUAUUUUCGGUGGUCAUACUCUCAGGCCCAUUAGAAAAGUCCUCUUAUUUUGGCUGUACAUUUUUACAUUAAAGUGUACCAGUUGUCAAAGCACAGUGGUGGCAGACCUUUUUCUUAGGAUGCAUUCUGUUGAAUAUUAAGUCAUACUAUCAAUUCAUAAAGGAACAGUGACCUAGUGCCUCAUGUCUCUGUGACUAUGCUCCUGGUAAGUCCAGCAAACUCGCACAUUUUGGUUAGUUUCCCCCAGAUUCACGAGACCGUAGGCCAGAGAGAUGUGGAUAGACGGCAUGUUUGAUGAAGCAAUUGGAGGAGAAUUGCAUUCAUUUUGUCCCUGCCGUAUGCACUUAAUAAGAUUAUUACCCCUCACACCUUCUGCCUCUGCCUUCACCCUCCAGCAUCUCCCGGGGGACCCAUUUCAAUAGUCAGCAAGUAUUUGCAAUGUCACUAGUGCCUAGCCAAUUCAUAGGCUGCCUUCUUCAUGAUAUUGUUUCAGUCCACAAAAUAGCUGCCACCACAGUGCGUGUGCUAAGUGUGCACUGUAUAUAUCAGCUCUGUACAUUUCUGCUCCUUUUUGUAAUACAGCAAAUCGCUUCCGUCUGUUUCCCUGCAUCCACUGUUAGCCUCUUCGAAAACCUAAACCUAUGUUGUGUGUUUAACUUAUAUUCUAAUUUAAACCAUUUGAACUUGUUUGUCCUGGUACAGCUGCAUAUUUAAGUUAUUCUCUAUUUAGUCAUUGUAAUCCACUGGUGAUCCUUGUGCCAUGCUGAAUUUCUGAUUGUUACCAAUAUCUGGGUGAAAAUGAACCAACCUAUAAAUGUCUUGCAUCUGACCCACUAAGCAAUAUUCUAUCCAUCGUAUAAUGGUGUGGGUUAUUUUCUAGGAUGCGGACACUCAGAGGCUUUUCCUUUUUGCUACCAAGUAGCAUUGCACUUUUACUGGUAUAAUAAUAAUAAAGAAAUAUAUAUAUAUAUUUACACAUCUAUAUAAAAGUUUUUCAAGACACCAGCAUACUCUAAUAGUCCAUUGUACUUAUAGAUGACUCUUUAUUGGUUCACUAAUUGGUGGAAACAUUAAAGCUGGUUUCUUAGAAUAAUAAAAGGGAAUUUGUUGAAACGCCACUACAACAGCACCUGAGUGUACCCAUUGCUUAUACAUGGUAGAGGCAGCCAUUGUGUGCCAAAUUGCCAAUAUUCAUGGGCAUGCAGCCUGUCCAUCACUAGGAAGUGGAAACAUCACUUGAGCUCAUCAUGGCUCAGUCAUGAUGAAUUGAAAGCUUAUCUGCUUUUGAAUAUUUUUUCUGUCCACGAAUGUGGCUGCCUACUAUUAGCAGGCCCUAGGUAGACAAGACUGCAUGUAGAUAUGUCUCCAGAAUUUACAUGGUAUUAAGUGCACCAAUUGAAAAGAAACACAGGCUUGCUCAGUGGCAUAUAAUCUAUUCUUCAAAAAGGGGCAAGGCAUGGCGUAAAUGUAUUUCAACACAAACUGAAAUCACAGGAAUAUAAAUCCUCAAUAGUGCUGUCAAUUCUAUAUUCUAACCAAUAUUGUUUGAGUGUUCUAGUUACAUGCUGGUUUCGUAUAUGGUACUGUGAGGGUCAGUUUUGGAGCUGAACAUUACAGAUCUGUAACCAGGAACUCCUUGCUCCAGUGGUUACAGAACUGGUGGGGACAGAAUUCUUUUCUGAGGAACUUUAACUUUCCUAAAAAAACAAAAGGAAAGCUACAAUAGCAUGUAAGCAGAUCUAGAACUCUGUUAUAUAUUCUUGUUUAAUCAUUUAUACAAACAUCACAGCAUUUCACAGAUCAUUCAUUCUGGUGCUUUUUUUGACCAGCUCCAAUUAUGUGCAGUAUCCUAAUUAAUAUAAAUGAUUUAUCGGUCUUAUUGAUCUCCUCUUACUUUGUCACAACUUGAAAUGCCUUGAGGCCUUUUAUUUGACGGAGAACAAUAAGAGCACUCAUUCUGGACAACUCAAACAUUGGCACUGUCUGGAGUUGUUUUCCAUACACUUGUGGGAGCUUUACUGCCUACAAAAGCAAUGCUUAAUAAUCUACUGCUUUAAUGAUAAAAACAGCCUAACGGUGCUAUGUAGCUCUUAUAUCUCCUUAGCAGGAACUUAAAUGAAUGUUUAUUGCGUCUGCUCAGUAAUGCAGUUUCAUACAAGUCGCAACACUCCAGUUGUAGCUGGACUACAGUUGUUAUCAUUCACAAUCAUCCAGAGGUUGAAGAAAGUAGUUUAAACCAGCUUCUAAGGGGUUUAAACAUGCAAUGGGAAAAUCUAUAACAACACACUAUUGCUGAGUAGAUCAAACCAGGCCAGUGGUUUUCAGGUGUGGCUGAACUGGUAUAUUUUAAGUUUGGACAUGAAAAUGGCAUAUAUUACCUCGGUUAGAGAAAUAUCUUUUCUUAGAUUACAACUAUUUAUUUUUUGGUAAGUUAUAAUCUUUAGUUUUACAGAAUGCUACUUUCUUUUGAACAAAAAAAUCAUUUUUUUGUAACGAAGAUUUGUAAAGCACUUAAUAUUGGGGGGAAAACAUUGUUCUGCUUGUCUUUAUAUGUGUAUUCUUAAAAUAAAAAUGUGUUUUGUUGUAAGAACAUGCAGUGAAUUUGCUUGGAAAAAUAUAUGUACUUUUCUGAUAUAGAA
Messenger RNA from Pseudophryne corroboree (corroboree frog), 8613 nucleotides. RefSeq names its product ATP binding cassette subfamily C member 1 (ABCC1 blood group) (gene ABCC1). Gene Ontology annotation, biological process: glutathione transmembrane transport; xenobiotic transport. NCBI's taxonomy places the organism in Eukaryota, Metazoa, Chordata, Amphibia, Anura, Myobatrachidae. Bases 303 to 4871 code for a protein of 1522 amino acids. The transcript has 32 exons. Gene Ontology annotation, cellular component: basolateral plasma membrane. The record is from RefSeq and is a predicted model, not a curated record. Gene Ontology annotation, molecular function: ATP hydrolysis activity; ATP binding; ABC-type xenobiotic transporter activity.